This is a messenger RNA of Acanthoscelides obtectus, 2418 nucleotides long. The record is from the annotation of a GenBank genome assembly. NCBI's taxonomy places the organism in Eukaryota, Metazoa, Arthropoda, Insecta, Coleoptera, Chrysomelidae.
AUGGUUACCAAUCCCACUCUAUAUCCUCCUGAUAUUACUAUAACCAUGGUUAGCAAGACUCAUUAUUUUAGCGCAAACUGUAUGGGUAAUGAUGAAUGUCCAUUGACAUUAGAUGAUGCUGGCGGCGUUUUAGGACAUGCAUACUUUCCUGACUCUAGCGGCACCUGUAGAGAAAUCCAUUUAGAUAUAAAUGAACGCUGGUAUUUUGGAAAUAAUCCUAAUAUACCCAAAAAUCAAACUAGUUUUCUUAUGGUGUUGGUUCAUGAAAUUGGACAUGCCCUCGGCAUAGCACAUAGUGCUUCUCCGAAUGCUAUUAUGUUUGCCUUCUAUCAGCAUGAGAUUCGUGGUCUAGAUGUUGAUGAUAUAAAUGCAGUACAAUAUCUAUAUGGAAGAAAAAACAAAUAUGAUUCAAUCCCAAAGUCUACCACCGCAUCAGCAAUACCAAAAACAACAACAACUAUAAGAUCUACAACUCCAACCCGCCUGGGAGACCAGUGUUACUACAUGGAGACGUGUAAAUACACGGAUCAGCACGCGUCUUGCAUCCAAGUCCACCAUCAUGCAGUCUGCCAAUGUGAAAAUGGUUACCAUUCCGUGUCGAUUGACAGGCCGUCGAAGAAGGUCUUCUGCGCUGAAGUCCCUAGGGCGGACCCAGUAAUCGAUCAGGGCAUGAAAUGCCAGCGUUUCGGGGAAGAGACAUGGAACAAGAUUCGUUACGUGGACGCUCAAAAAAAAAAACUCCACGCAUCACCAGUCUUCAGUACUCUGAAGGUUAACUCAUCCUUGUACAACAAUGGACAUGCAAGCCCAAUGACAGAUAUGUUAUCCAAAAGUGACCUGGCCUUCGGGACUAUCUCACACGGUCUACUGAAGCAACGGAGAAUCAUACAUGAGGCUCUGAAGGAGGCGGGGAACAAACACCCGGAAGCGGCAGACACUUUGAAAAAAGUUUUUGCUGCUAACAGUGAAUACAAGACCAUCUCGGACGACCUGCUGCAGUUCGUUUGCGGAAAAAGGGCGGAAAUCAUCGAAAGUCGCAGGAAACUAUACGAGCCUAAAAGUAGUUACUAUAGGUCUAUCGUCAAUGAGAUUCCUCCGUCAGGUACGCACUUGUGGGAUGAAGAGCAGCUGAAAGAUGUGGUUAAAAUGCAUGGAGUGACGAAAAUUGCUCCUGUUCGCUGGCAGAGUAAUUUGGGAAAAGUCGCACUGAGACAGAAGGUGCCUCAAGGAACUUCUCAUGAAAAAAGAACUAAAGCGAGAGGUAUCCACCCUGAUAGAUACUCUCAUAAAGCUGGGUUUCUGCAUCAACCUGGAGAAGUCCGAAAUAAGACCUACACAGAAAUUGGCAUAUCUAGGUAUUAUGUGGAACACCAUAAGAAAUCAAAAGAGUUUACCGGAGGACAAAAUCCACCGUCUGCAAACAUCAAUCCAAGCUGGAAUCAAGAGCAAGACUUGGAGCUGGAAGCAGGUAAAGGCACUGCUAGGGAGAAUGGAAUUUGCCUCGUUUGUUAUCCCAUUGGGUCGACUACAUUGCAGAAAGAUACAAAGAGCAGUCAAUCGGAUGUCAGAAAACCAACCAAAGAAACUGUUCAAUAUAGACCUGGAAGUAUUGCGAGAGCUAAGAUGGUGGGAGAAAAACUUAAAAGGGUCAUCCAUAAUCUGCAUGAAAGAACCGGAAGUUCAUAUAAUAACCGAUGCCUCAAACACGGGCUGGGGAGCCCAAGUAGGAGACACUUUGAGGAAAGGAAACUGGACAGAGCAGCAGGAAAAGUGGCAUAUCAACAAAAAAGAAAUGUUCGUGAUCUACUUAGCGCUAAGAAACCACCUAGAUCGAUUGGCAAACAAAACACUGUUAAUUCAGACGGACAACAGGACGGUGGUUUCCUACUUGAGAAAUCAAGGAGGAACCAAGUCGGUCACGCUUUUGGCAUUGACCAGGAAGAUCCUGGAGCUGGCACAUCAAUACAGUAUGUCUCUGAGAAUAGAACAUAUUCCAGGAAACUACAAUAUUGUGACCGACCACCUAUCCAGAGGAAAGGAUCUGCCAGACUGGCACUUAUCAAGGAUAGCUCAGAAGAGGAUCUUCGAAAAGUGGGGAACCCCUUGCAUCGACCUAUUUACGACUCCAGAAUCAGCCGUCACGUGGCUGUCAUGACAUCAGACUUCUCGACGUUUGCCGGCGUGCUAUCUGGCAUCGCCAUUCUGUCGGGACUCAUCUGUUUCGUGCUUCACCUGUUCAAUCAAAACCUGUACGAGACUCGUCACCAUAGGCACAGGUUCGGCAACGCCAACUUAGCCCCUCCCAUUUUGUUCUCCAGUGAUCCAGGUGAGUUGCGCAGUUUGUGUUUUCUAGCCUCCUUCUAUGUUCUCUGUCAAUUGGGUGUGUCUCUAUCACAAAAUUCGUUGUUGAUAAAAUAA